Chaetura pelagica (chimney swift) is the source of this 1032-nucleotide messenger RNA. RefSeq names its product DnaJ (Hsp40) homolog, subfamily B, member 2 (gene DNAJB2). Gene Ontology annotation, molecular function: ATPase activator activity; Hsp70 protein binding. The transcript has 9 exons. The record is from RefSeq and is a predicted model, not a curated record. Bases 1 to 1032 code for a protein of 343 amino acids. Gene Ontology annotation, biological process: positive regulation of proteasomal ubiquitin-dependent protein catabolic process; protein refolding. NCBI's taxonomy places the organism in Eukaryota, Metazoa, Chordata, Aves, Apodiformes, Apodidae. Gene Ontology annotation, cellular component: endoplasmic reticulum membrane; cytosol.
AUGGUGGACUACUACGCAGCGCUGGGGGUGAGCCGCGGUGCCAGCGCGGACGACAUCAAGAAGGCGUACAGGAAGGCGGCACUGAAAUGGCAUCCAGAUAAGAACCCGGACAACAAGGAGUACGCUGAGCAGAGGUUCAAAGAGAUCGCUGAGGCGUACGAAGUGCUGUCAGACAAGCAGAAGCGCGAUAUCUACGACCGUUAUGGCAAGGAUGGACUCAUGGGAGCAGCAGGACCAGGGGGCUCCAGGGCUGAUGCCAGGGCUCCCGAAUUCACCUUCACCUUCCGCAGCGCUCAUGACGUCUUCCGGGAGUUCUUUGGUGGCCGAGACCCCUUCGCUGACUUCUUUGAUGAGAUGUCACCCUUCUCUGAGCUGCGAGGACCUGGACCCCGGCACCAUGGGGGAGGCCACUUCUUUUCCUCCUUCCCAGGAUCCUCAGAUUUCUUCGCCUCAUCCUUCAGCUCUGGUGCUGACGCAGGGCUGGGCUUCCGCUCCGUCUCCACCUCCACCACCUUUGUUAACGGCAAGCGCAUCACCACCAAGAGGAUUAUUGAGAAUGGGCAGGAGCGGGUGGAAGUGGAGGAGGAUGGGGAGCUGAAGUCAAUCCACAUUGAUGGUGUUCCCGACGACAUGGCACUGGGGCUGGAGCUGAGCCGGCGGGAGCAGCAAGCCUUCCCCAGCCCGCGGCCCCCCUCGCCCCCGCCGGCAGCCCCGCGCCAGCCCCCCAGCUCCUCGCCUGUGCGCCUCUACACAGACAGCGAGGACGAGGACGAGGACUUGCAACUGGCCAUGGACUACAACCUCUCCGAGAUGGAGGUCGCCACAGAGCCCAUGGUUCCCGGGGGGAACCAGAGCGGGAGGUGUGUUCUGAGGCUGCUGCGCCCGGGAACCGUGCACGCCCACGGAGGCUGUCCCAGCCAGGACUCCGCUUUGCCCCUGCACGGCCACCCCCUGCCACCCCCUUUCCCCAGCACCCUCUGGCUCCGUGGGAUGCGGCGGGGUGGGGGGGGGCACGACAGGGCUUGUGUCUGA